Messenger RNA from Penicillium brasilianum, 1860 nucleotides. The record is from the annotation of a GenBank genome assembly. Lineage: Eukaryota; Fungi; Ascomycota; Eurotiomycetes; Eurotiales; Aspergillaceae.
GAGCCACAGCCGCCCCUCGCCCCAAAACAUUCAACCCAAUUCCAACCUUUUCUUUCACUGGGUCUGACAUUUUAUCAGUCAGAUUGUCCUUCUUUGGGGUCGUCAAAAUCGUGUCCUCCUUCUACACUCAAUAUGUCUUCAAUCACUACUCCCCGCUGCACGCAUACGUCGGCCUCUGUGGCUAGUUCACACCAUGCCACGAAAGUCGGAUUCAAAAGACAAGAUGCAAAACAGCGCUUUGCUGCAGCGAGACCCCUAAACCCCUCAAAAAGUGCCGAGUCGGAAUCGAUGCCAAUUGAUGACCCUUGGACUUUUCCGGCUCCUCUUUUACUACCCGGUGACGACCUCAGUGAAGACCCUGGGUAUCCACCGCAGAGCUUCCAAGAAUGGCUCGAUGAAGAAGACCGCAACUCAGUGUCUUCAAAACGUCAGACGAUAUAUGUAAUAACUGCGCCGGAGAUUGAGGAAGAAGUUCAUUUUAUGCGAGCAUGGGAGAAGGGUCUGGACGAAGAACAUCAAGUCACGAAACCAUCACCUCAGGCGAUCGUCGACUAUCUAAAAGCAUUUUACCAUGGCUUACCUGUGAAGACGUUAUCUCGCUUGGCCCCUGCUUUCACCGCAUGGGACGAAGAGCCCAAACCAAACCGAAAAUCUCGCCAACCACAAUAUGUCGCCCUCAAGUUCGGGAAUGAAUGUGUCCGCAUCCGUACUCGUCCAUCGCCGGACGGUAUCUUUGGUGGUCAGCUCAAUCUUGAUGAUCUACUCGAUACCGCUAUUGCUAUGCUGCCCAACGAUGCAUAUGCACUGUUGCUCCUGGUCAAUCAGGACCUCUAUGAGGAUGAGGAUGAUGAAUUCGUCUGCGGUCGUGCAUAUGGUGCGAGCAGGGUUGCAGUGGUCUCAAGUUCAAGAUAUAAUCCAGCGUUGGACCAACAUCAAUCGGUUGAAAGACUCCAUGCCUGGCCCGCAUCACACUGUAAAGAAUACAUAUCCACGUUCUGUACUACGUCCCGAUCAAACGCAAAGCGCCAAAAGACACCAAGCGUGCAAAAGGCAAACAAGCCCAACGACUCUCGCUCUAGCUCAUCUUCACCUCUUAUGGCUGCAAUUUCCAUCUAUCGAGGCUUGGAAACCAUUGAUCUCCCUCCAUCGGCUCUUUCUACCCUCUGGUUGGGCCGUGUAUGUCGUACUGCCGCACACGAGCUGGGACACUGUUUCGGUAUCGAUCAUUGCGUCUUUUAUGCCUGUUCUAUGCAGGGUACGGGUUCAAUUCAUGAAGAUGCUCGACAGCCUCCUUUUCUUUGUCCAGUGGAUCUGGCCAAACUCACAUAUGCCACGGGAGCUACAGCAGCCCAACGAUACAAAGCGCUCCUUGACUUCUGUGACAGGCCUCAGUACAAGAAGUGUCUUUUCUUUGUGCCCUUUGCAGAGUGGAUUCGAGCGAUGUCAGGCGCAACUCCUCAAUAAGCUCGAUCUAGAACGACUGAUAUAUAUUGAACCCGCCAGUACCCCUGGACAUGAGCUGGAUAAUAUCCCACUUUUUCUGUCUUGCAGCCACAUUUCUCUAUACUCCAUCCGCGACAACAGAGUCGUUCUCUCUCCGCUUUGUCGCAGUGCCACCGGGGUCGCCGAUGAAAGGGAACGAACAGUGUUCUAUUUAUUUCCAUAAUCGGGCACUUCACCAGCUCAAAAAGCUGUCUCUUUGUCAUGCCGAUUAGGACAGUCUUACCAACAUCGGACUUUUCAGUGCUACACACUCAUGACCUAGCGAUUAGUUGCGAACUGUCCUGUAAUUCCACGAUCCAUUGAACUUGUAUAUUCAAAGCAAUUUCCAAGUAUAAAACAUGAUUCAUGACCCCAGGU